Anthostomella pinea is the source of this 2808-nucleotide messenger RNA. Lineage: Eukaryota; Fungi; Ascomycota; Sordariomycetes; Xylariales; Xylariaceae. The record is from the annotation of a GenBank genome assembly.
AUGUCGUCCAUGUCCCGCAACAACUCCGCCGCCUCCUUGAUGGGGUUCUCUGUCCACCAGCCCGCCAUCGGCGCUUCCCUGCAGUUCUUCCCCGCCAUGGGCUCUCAGGAGCUGGAUGAUCUAAUCAACGCCUAUGUUCCUGGCGACGCUUCCAUCCUCGACAAGCGCGCCGUCGUCUCCAUGGAGUUCUUCCAACACUCUAUGUUGACUGGCGAGCUGUUCAAGUUCUUCAUGGUCUACCCCUCUCUCGGCUCCGCCACCGAGUCUCCGGCCAGCUCCAGCGCGGUCAUGGACUCGGGCUACGGCUCCGCCUUCACUUCUCCCGUCAUGUCCGAGAGCCAGUGGGCCCAGACCGCCAACGCCGCAUCUUCGUCUCAACCCAAGGCGCGAUCUUCAUCUUCGAAGAAGAACACCGCCCUGGCCAGCGACUUCUCACAUAUCCCCGGUAUGAAGAUCAUGACCAAGGAUGGGCGUGAUGUGACGAAUUCUGCCUCCCGGGUCGGCAAGACCAAGGAGCAGCGCGACCAUGCUCACCUAAUGCGCAUCAUCAAGGCGUGCGAGGCUUGCAAGAAGAAGAAGAUACGGUGCGACCCCAGCCACAAGAGGUCCGCCCCGAGCUCGUCUUCCAAGAAGGCGACGAAGAAGGCCAAGUCUGGUCGUCCAGCAGCAGCGCCUCCUCAGCAGCCCGUCACACAUUCAUCUUCUGCCACAUCGUUUGACUCUUUCAUGGAGGACUCGUCAUCGUCCUUCGGCUCGUUGUUCCCCGAGACUCUGGGCGCCAGCGACGUUGGCGCAAUGGAUUGGGAACAGUUCGUCCAGUACGAGGACCAGCCAAGCUCGGUCCCAAUAGACUACGACUUCUUCCUCGACCCAGCCGGCUACUUCUCACCAGCCAACUCGGCGACUCACACCUCGUCCACUUCGCCAUUACAGCCAAUCACUCCGGUGCAGCCAAUGGUAUCGGAUGCGGUGUUCGCCGCAGAAGGCGUACUGGCGGGCACGACUGCGGGCGCAGAGGCCCAGGGACCAUUCGUACCUUACCUAAACCCUGGCGGCGUAGAGGCCGGCACCAACUAUGCCGACUUCAACCUAUACUCACCAGGUUCCUCGACAUACUUGGAUGAGGAACCGGGCCUAAUGAAGGAAAUGGCAGCAUCUCCUCGACCCAACUACUCUGAGUACCUGAGCAACAACCGACACGGCGACGGUAAUGUACAUGCGCAAUCCUACCCCAGCCAAGUUGCUGCAAACAUUGCGGCUGCCAUGCGACCAGACGUCCACGCGGCAAACGACCCGGUGUCAUCCUCCUCGCCUUACGAGAUGGUAUUCGCCAGCGGCAAUGAUCGGUCACUCCAUGAUAGAUCUGACCACAGGCCAAGCUCUUCUCGACACCUAACCGGCGGAGAUGCCAGCCAAGCGGGCGUAGUGACCGCGUCACUGCAGACACCAGUGUCUCGUGAACGACUCGGCAACUCAGCGGAAGCUGUGCUUGUUGCCUCAACAGGCCGACAACCGCAGAGCGUUUUACUCCAGUCUGGCCCGAGCGUAUCACCAGCGGUACUAGGCGUACUCAGAUCUGAGCCAUGCAUCUCGCGAUCAGCAUCGCAACCAGAGACAGGGGCGGCAACGCCAGUGGCUCUGAGCAUGUCGACGACAGCAAGAAAUAACGCACGAUCUCAACGACUAGUACCAGACGAUCUUUCAGUGGACAGGUCACCAAUUGACACUGGCAGUACGAGAGCAACCGCCAGGCUACAGACUUCAGCCGAAGUCGCCUACAGCGAAGCGUCAUCUCGCCAAGCAUCCUCUAGCCCGUUGGCCGGCGAAUUCGCACAGGGCGAGCAGUCCACAAGGACUUCGUCGUCGGCCUUCAGGACUGCGGUGCUUCAGAGCGCUUCCGAUGCUAGCCCACUGGCCAAGAUCCAGACGUCAAGUCAGGACACUGUCUCUAUGUCGGCAUCUCCAUCCGCGUCGCUGUCACAAAGUACUUCGCGCGUGAUUAGGAUCGUAAGUACGACGAAGACAACGGAAGAGAAUGCACGCUCGACAAGAGUGCUAAGUACCAGCAAUGCUGCUGGCGUGUCGAUGCUACCAGUAUCUGCUGCUGUACUCAAGCACUCAUCCCCCGUCGAGCAGAUCCCCGCCACAGUGAUUUCUCGGAACUCGAGAAACGUUCUUGCCGAGCGAGCUCCCGAGGCUCUCGGUCUGCUUGCCGCAGUCAGCGUAUCGGAUUCGCUACUGUCCGCAACCGGAACCGGCCUAGGAGAGCUCUCUCAAGGCUCGACUUCACUUGGCCUUGCUGCAGUGGCCCUGCCCAUCCUGGCCGUACUAGGAUCUUCGUCCAUGCGCUUGCGAUGCUCGUCGAACCCUAGCCUUGGUGGCAUGAAACCCCAGCAAUCUGCCGGAUCAUCCUCUUCCGCCUGGACUAUUGCAGUCGCCCUGAUGUCCAGUCUCAUCAUCUUCAUCGCCCUCGCCGGGAGCCAGCCGGCUUCGGUCUCUCUCGGAGCCCUCUCGUUUACUGUCGCAGCUCACUACUCGCGGCGCCAACAGCACAACUCCACCACCCCGAACCAACUGGAACCGGUGGCAUGGUCGCCGGGUACGUCCUUGCACUCUUUACUUUCCUUCGCGGUCGCGGAAGCUACCGCUUCGUUCUCGGCUGGACUCGACAGAGUCCGCUGCUGGGUUUUGAGGCGGAUUUCUCCUACCCCUCCUGUCGCCACUGGAUCAGCAUCGGGCAACCGAUCUAUGCCUACGACCCUCAAGCGCAAUGCCCAGAAGGACAUGCGCCGCAGCCUCUUGGUUUGA